Notothenia coriiceps (black rockcod) is the source of this 2638-nucleotide messenger RNA. It is a transcript of the gene cxxc5a, whose product is annotated as CXXC finger protein 5a. Gene Ontology annotation, cellular component: nucleus. The transcript has 2 exons. Gene Ontology annotation, molecular function: zinc ion binding; methyl-CpG binding. The record is from RefSeq and is a predicted model, not a curated record. NCBI's taxonomy places the organism in Eukaryota, Metazoa, Chordata, Actinopteri, Perciformes, Nototheniidae. Bases 224 to 1060 code for a protein of 278 amino acids.
UUUUCUGAAGGCCCAUGGAAGAACGUGGAUGAGGGCUGAGCUGUAGUGCGGGCUAAAGGCUCCGGGGCCUGCCUGUUGGCUGGUUGAUUGGUCCAUUUAGGUGAGGCACCACUCUCAAAAGGGGCAUAGAACUGACCGAGAAAAGGUCUUUGCUCCCCUUCCUCGCUCACUCCUGCCCCCUUUCCACCCUCACCCCCAACCCUAGUCACGUACGCUCUGGACCAUGUCUAGCGGGCUGUCGGAGGGGGGCCGGACAGAGGACCAGGAGCGGAGCAACAGCAAACAAGACUCUCCUGUUAUAGAGCGCAGGAACCGCUGUGGCAUCAUCAGUGAGCCCCUCAGUAAGAGCCUUAAGAAGUCCCGUACCCUCUCCCAGUACACAGCAGUCUCAUCUGCCACCAGCUAUGGACACAAGGACAAUAGUGAGACUAAGCGCCACUCGGCAAAGCCUCAACCGCCUCCGCAGCCGCAGCCCACUGUCUCUGCUCUGAUGGCAGCCAAGUUGGACCGAACCCUGGAACAGGUGCUCGAGGGACAGAAUGGCCUGCUGCACUUUGCCCAGGCAGCAGCACUUUUGAAGCGGGCCGGUAUGGAGCACAUGCUCCUGCCUGGGGGCAUGGGUAUGGGAAUUGGCGGUGGAGAUUCAGGCUCGGGGGGUAGCGAUUUGGAGGGUACGUCUGUCACGGACGCCGUAGGUGGUCCUGUUGACUUCCCAUAUGGAAUUGGGGGUGGUUUCCCCUUCAACCCGGGGCUUUUCAUCAUGACGCCGGCUGGAGUGUUUCUGGCGGACAGCGCACUACACAUGGCCGGCCUGGCCGAGUACCCAGCGCAGAGCGAGCUGGCCUCUGCUAUCAACUCCGGUAAAAAGAAGCGAAAACGUUGCGGCAUGUGCCAACCUUGCCGACGGCGAAUUAACUGCGACCAAUGCAGCAGCUGCCGGAAUCGCAAAACAGGCCACCAGAUCUGCAAGUUUCGUAAAUGUGACGAACUGAAGAAGAAGCCCUCUGCUGCUCUGGAGGUGAUGCUUCCUACAGGAGCGGCGUUCAGGUGGUUCCAGUAGGACUCCUCCACUCCUACCCAAAGCUCUGCCAUCAAGUGCAAUGCCAACUCCUGGAUUGUCUCCGGAAACAGACACUGGCUAAUAAACAAAAACAAGCAACACAUAAAAUGAUAGAAAAAAACAACAAAAAAAACAAAGCAGAACAAAAAAAAGAAUCAAUCGGGGUAAUGGAUGCACCUGCUUAUUCCUUGAACCAAAAAUGAAGCGUAAAGAAAAGCAUAUGGCAACUUUCAUUCCCUUUUCUAUGUUUCCAUUUUGGUACCUUUUGUCCUUUUUCCAGCAGGUUUUUUUCUGCCGCUUAAACAUGGAACUGUCUCAUUGCCAGAAACAGAAAUGACGGACUGAGUGUGGACAAUCAACUAAUUUCUGUGUUUGGUGUUAAUGUUGUUCAUGUGUGGAAAGAUACAGUACUUGUGUAGAGAAUGUAAAUUUACAGCUAUAUUUCAAAACUAGUGGCUAAUGGCAAAACAUUAUCGUAAUUCUUCACCAUUAUGUUACUUAAACCCUUGUCUAUUUUAUAAUUCAUUUUGUUGAAGGGUCUAGUUUUCAGACGGAUCGAUGGGUAUCUUUUAAAGACAGAAAAAAGGGAGAAAAUUGAAUUUUACAAGUUAAACUAAAGUGAAAAAGUAAUGUUAUGUUAGGCUAGGGGUGUCCAAACUACGGCCUGGGGGCCAACUGCGGCCCGCUGUCCAUUUUGAAUGACCCUCAGAAAAUUCUUAAACUAUAAUGGAAUAUGGCCCACACCUGAAACUUGUGCUUUUCUUCGAUUGUACUUUUUAAUAUAUAUGUAUAGUAAACAGAUAAUACACAUUAGUAUUCCCACUUUUCAAAUAAAUUCAGUCAAUUACAUUGGAAAACAUUUUAUAUCACAUCUUAGUUGAUAAAAAAAAGCCCAAUACCUUAUUUGCAUAACAAGUUUGAAAUAUACCCUUCCUAUUUCCCCUUAUUAUAAGCAGUAUGAGGAUUCUGUUUUAAGGAAUGAGCUGCCAACAUUUUUUGUAACAACAUAAGUGAAAUAUGGGCUGUUUAUUUUCUUAAUGCAAAUUCAAGUAUCAAGAAUAAUUGAGCUAGAUUUGAUUGGAUUUGAUAACCUAUAACUUCACUUAUGAUGCAAUAUACCUCACCUCUAGUGAAUGGCCCAGCCCUUCGAAUAUAUUUCUGUACGUGGGCCUCAGUGAAAAAAGUUUGGACACCCCUGUGUUAGGCGGAUCUCCAGAGACUCUUCUGGGUUUGCCACUACUGUAAUCUCUUCAAUCAGCCCUCUUCUGCAACUCCAAACUUUUCCUUUAGUGAAACUGGCAGCCCAAUGUUACUCUGGCCCUACUGAGCAUGUGCCAAAACUGCUCAGGGCAAAAAAUGCUAAGAAACAGCACUUGCUCUGAGUCUACCCUACUGAACGCACUGAGACAAGAUUACAUUUCUUUUUACUUUGUUGGUUAUUUGUUAUAUUUCAUGAUUUUGUUAUGUUGCUGGGUAGCUACAGCUUUUAAAAAUAACCAAUCUUUGUAUUCGUUUAGAAAAUUGGACUGGUUUUGUGAAUAAAAAGGAAUGCAUGUAUUUGUGUCGAAAUUUACAAUU